AUGAAUAAACUUGGAAGUGAAAAACUGAAGCAGACAACGAGGAUUAAAGAAUAUUUUCCUGUCAAACCGGCCGAAAGACAUGUUAGUAUCAUUAUCGAAACUCCUAGGGCUAUUCAUGGAAAACUUAAUCAAGCAUACUUGUUAGGUUGCUUUUCUAAAGGAGACCUUGUUGAGCUAAAAUACAAAGAUAAAACAUAUACUGCAACAUUCAAAGAAAUGUAUGGUCGCCCAUUUCUGGUCGCCGAUGGAUGCGAAUACCCUUCUUUCUCGAAGUUUAUUCAAGCGAUGAUAGACACGAAGUCAAUAGGGGGUUCAGUUUACAACAACCUGAAAGUCAAUUCCAUGUCUUGGAAAGAAUUCUGUGAAGAAAUAUUAUUCUUCAACUCCGUUAUGCAAAUAAAAAAAGAGUUGCAAUUUUUCUUAGACGACCCAAAUGUUCGUGACAUUUUCUAUGGUAGAGAAGAGUUAGAGAAAGCUUCUACAGAAGUUUCAAUCUAUGAAAACCAAAAUCUGUAUGUUGUAGUUGACAGACUUCCAGAGGAACGGUUGAAAUUUGUUGGAGAAUUUCCAAUAGUAUAUAUAUCUUGGGGAAUAUUAACAGAUUAUUAUCCAUUUAAUCCUCCGAAAAUUCCUUUCCCUCUGGAAACGUUAAAGAAAUUUGACAACAUUCUCGAUACACACCUUGGACUAGAUUUCCGAUCGAAAUACAUAAAUCUUACCGCGAUUGCAUUAGACUGGAAA
Molecule: messenger RNA, 741 nt
Organism: Funneliformis caledonium
Lineage: Eukaryota; Fungi; Glomeromycota; Glomeromycetes; Glomerales; Glomeraceae
Source: the annotation of a GenBank genome assembly